Molecule: messenger RNA, 552 nt
Organism: Letharia columbiana
Lineage: Eukaryota; Fungi; Ascomycota; Lecanoromycetes; Lecanorales; Parmeliaceae
Exons: 3
Coding region: 1-552 (183 amino acids)
Source: RefSeq, a predicted model, not a curated record
AUGACGGAGUGGACCAAGAAGAAGUACAAUGAAGCCUACACCGAAUACAUGCCAUGGAUAGAAGAUAAGGUCCUUGGCUACUGGGGCGAGAACAAGACUAGCUACACCGCCAAAGACAAACUCAACACCGACGUCACCGGUGACAAGAACGUCCAAGCCAUCCAAGGCGGCAUCGCCGAAGGUGUCGGCGGCCAGUUCUCAAGCGGUGGUCUGUUGGGUGGGGUCGGAGACAUGACGAGCAAAGAGGGGGUCAACCGCGCCGAGAGGGGGGGACCCGGGACUGGACCCGAAAGAGUUGGAAAAGUUGAACGCGCAGAAGAAGCAGAAGGGGUGGACGGAGACGCUAUCGAUGGGGUAUAUGGGGGGCAGCAAGUAGGGCGGUGGUUGCGGGGCGAUGGAGGUGGAUGGACAGGUUGUUGGGGUAAUUUGGAUGAGAUUGAUCACUCUUGCUUACGAGCUUGUGCGCGUUGGGCUUUUAUGACGACGGGUCGUUGUGGUGGACUAAUGUUGGAAUGCUUACAUACUGUUGAUGCUCUACCUGUUGAAGCAUGA